Molecule: messenger RNA, 3166 nt
Organism: Physella acuta
Lineage: Eukaryota; Metazoa; Mollusca; Gastropoda; Physidae
Product: zinc finger protein 729-like
Biological process (GO): regulation of transcription by RNA polymerase II
Molecular function (GO): RNA polymerase II cis-regulatory region sequence-specific DNA binding; DNA-binding transcription factor activity
Source: RefSeq, a predicted model, not a curated record
AUAUUGCAGAGUGGCAUUUUCAAAUGUUUCCUUUUUGAAGGCACAUAUGAAAUCCAAACAUGGAGGAGAAGAAAUUGCUAAUUGGAGUCAAGGUCUUGCUUCUAAGAAUAGUGAACAUUCUUUCCAGCCAUCUAGUUUUCAUCAUUAUCUUACAAUUUUUAUGAAAAAACAGUCUUACAAGUGUGACAUAUGUGGUAAAUGUUUUGCAAAGCUCUUCCAAAUAAAAAAACACCUUAAAACUCAUACAGGAUUAAAGCCUUAUACUUGUGAAACAUGCAGCAAAUGUUUUUUGCAGUUUUCAAGUUUACAGAGACACCUUCUAAUUCAUACAGGAGAAAAGCCUUACAAAUGUGACAUAUGUGGUCAGUGCUUUAGGCAAAACUCAAAUUUAAAGAGUCAUCAUAGAUUUCACACUGGAGAAAAACCUUACAAAUGUGGCACAUGUGGUAAAAGUUUCACAGGAUGUAACAGUUUACUGACACACAACAGAAUUCAUACAGGAGAAAGGCCUUUCAAGUGUGUCAAAUGUGGUAAAUAUUUCAAAGAUACAUCAAACUUACGAAAACAUUUAAGGAUUCAUACAGGAAUAAAACCUUAUAAGUGUGACACAUGUGGUAAAGAUUUCACAGAGUUUUGGGAUUUAAAGAGACACGUUAAAAUUCAUAUGGCAGAAAAGAUUUACAAUUGUGUCAAAUGUUCUAAAUGGUUUAAAAAUCAAGACUGUCUUAAGAGACACAUUAAAAUGCAUUCAAUAGAUAAACAUUACAAGUGUGACAACUGUGAUAAACAUUUUUUAAUGCUUACUCAGUUAAAAAUGCACCUUAGAAAUCAAAAUUUAGAAAAGCCUUACAAGUGUGACAAAUGUGGUAAAUGUUUAUCAACAAGUCAAUCUUUAAACAACCACCUUAGAAUUCACACAGGUGAAUUACCAUACAGUUGUGACAAAUGUGGUAAAUCUUUUGCAUUGAAGAGCAGUCUACAGAUCCACUCUACAAUUCAUACUAAACCUCAUAAGUGUGACAAAUGUGGAAAAUGCUUCAUGGAGCUCUCAAAGUUUCAGAAACACUGUGGAAUUUAUAAAUGUGAAAAGCCUUUCAAGUGUGAUAAAUGUGGUAAAUGUUUCAAAGAAACAAAAACUUUACAGAAACACCAAGCAAUCCAUACUGGUGAAAAGCCUUACAUGUGUGAAAAAUGUGGUAAAUGUUUUAAACUCCUCACCUAUUUACAGAACCACUGUAAAGUUCAUAUGGCAGAAAAGCAUUACUACUGUAACAAAUGUGAUAAACGUUUCACAAAAAUAAAAUCUUUACAGGAACACCAUAGAAUCCAUACUGUUGAAAAGCCUUACAUGUGUGACAAAUGUGGUAAAUGUUUUAAACUCCUGGACUAUUUACAGAACCACUGUAAAAUUCAUUCAGGAGAUAAGCCUUACAUAUGUGACAAGUGUGGUAAAUGUUUUGCAUUCUUGUCCAUUUUAAAGGCACACAAUAGAAUUCAUACAGGAGAAAAGCCUUACAAGUGUGUCACUUGUGGGAAAUGUUUCACAUCUUCCUCUGGUUUAAAGAGCCACAAUGUAAUUCACACAGGAGAAAAGCCUUACAAGUGUAUCACUUGUGGGACAUGUUUCACAUCUUUCUCUGGUUUAAAGAAUCACAAUGUAAUUCACACAGGAGAAAGGCCUUACAAGUGUAUCACUUGUGGGAAAUGUUUCACACAGCUUGCAAGUUUAAAGAAGCAUCAUAUAAUUCAUACAGGAGAAAAGACUUACAAGUGUGACACAUGUGGUAAAUGCUUCACACAAUUCUCAUAUUUAAAGAAUCACCAUAGAUAUCAUACAGGAGAAAAACAUUACAAAUGUGGCACAUGUGGUAAAGGUUUCACAGAAUGUAGCAGUUUACUGAGACACCACAGAGUUCAUACAGGAGAAAGGCCUUUCAAGUGUGUCAAAUGUGGUAAAUAUUUCAAAGAUUCAUCACACUUACGGACACACUUAAGGAUUCAUACUGGAAUAAAACCUUAUAAGUGUGACACAUGUGGUAAAGUUUUCACAGAAUUUUGUUAUUUAAAGAGACACCUUAAAGUUCAUAUGAGAGAAAAGACUUACAAGUGUGAGAAAUGUUGCAAAUGUUUCACAACAAGUCUUUCUUUAAAUAACCACCUUAGAAUUCAUACAGUUAAAUUACCAUACAGUUGUGACAAAUGUGGUAAAUCUUUUGCAUUGAAUAGCAAUCUACAAAUCCACUUAAGAAUUCAUACUCACCCUCAUAAGUGUGACAAAUGUGGCAAAUGCUUCAUGGAGCUCUCAAAGUUUCAGGCACACAUUAUAAUUCAUACAUGUGAAAAGCCUCACAAGUGUGGCAAAUGUGGUAAAUGUUUCAAACAAAAAAAAAGUUUACGGAAACACCAAGCAAUCCAUACUGGUAAAAAGCCUUACAUGUGUGAAAAAUGUGGUAAAUGUUUUAAACUCCUGGACUAUUUACAGAACCACUGUAAAAUUCAUACAAGAGAAAAGCCUUACAGGUGUGAUAAGUGUGGUAAAUGUUUUGCAUUCUUGUCCAUUUUACAGGCACACAAUAGAACUCAUACAGGAGAAAAGCCUUACAAGUGUGUCAAUUGUGGGAAAUGUUUCUUUUAUUCCUCAGGUUUAAAGAAGCAUUAUAGAAUUCAUACAGGUGAAAAGCCUUACAAGUGUGUCACUUGUGGUAAAUGUUUCAGACAUAACUCAGGUUUAAAGAACCACCAUAAAAUGCACACAGGAAAAAAUAUUAAUAAGUGUGAAGAAUGUGGUAAAUGUUUCUUAGAAUUUUCCACUUUACUGAAACACCAAAAUUCUCAUAAAAAAGAACGGCCGUACAGGUGUGACAUAUGUGGUAUCCAUUUUGGACUACGGAGCACUUUAAGAAAUCACAUUAGAACUCAUACAGGAGAAAAACCUUACAAGUGUGACAAAUGUGGUAGAUGUUUCUCUCUGGCUUACUGUUUACGGAGACACCAUAAAAUUCAUACUAGUGAAAAACCUUAUAAGUGUGACAAUUGUGGCAAAUUGUUUAGGGAACUUAGCUAUAUCACAAGACACCUAAGAAUUCAUACAGAAGAAAAGCAAGUGUGGUAAAUAGGGUACAAGUUUUUCUGCUCUUUCACAUUUCUCCAACCAGCAAAGAGAACG